This is a messenger RNA of Mollisia scopiformis, 354 nucleotides long. RefSeq lists its product as uncharacterized. The coding region runs from base 1 to 354 and encodes 117 amino acids. The record is from RefSeq and is a predicted model, not a curated record. The transcript is spliced from 3 exons. Lineage: Eukaryota; Fungi; Ascomycota; Leotiomycetes; Helotiales; Mollisiaceae.
AUGGUACCAAAAGGUCCUUACAAGCUGUGUACAGUCAAUACCGCACCAGACCGAGCAAAGCGCUUGGUUGGAAGACUUGUUGAAGAUGUUAAGGACACUUAUACGAUUGUCUAUGUUGAGAACUGCGAACGAGUUGAAGAUGUCAAGUCGAUGUGUGAAAGAAAUAAGCCAGAUGUCUUGUUCUGUGCAUCAAUGUGGACUAUCGAAGAGAGUGAAGAGAUUCAAAGGAUAGCAAGGGAAAUUGUCCCAGGUGUCAGAACAAUGGCUAUUCCUCAUGGACUUCAAGUCGAAAAAGGUCCCGAUGCGGUAGUCGAAUUCCUCAAGGAGAGAUGGCCUCAAUUGGUCGAGAGGUGA